Messenger RNA from Zingiber officinale, 2457 nucleotides. RefSeq lists its product as uncharacterized. The transcript is spliced from 22 exons. The coding region runs from base 291 to 2423 and encodes 710 amino acids. The record is from RefSeq and is a predicted model, not a curated record. Lineage: Eukaryota; Viridiplantae; Streptophyta; Magnoliopsida; Zingiberales; Zingiberaceae.
GGUUGACUCAUUUCAGGGAGGAGCUCGAUCUCGAUCUCCGAAGCCGACGCUUCACUCUGCCUCUUCCUAUCCGGCUGCUUGAAGGCGAUCUCCGAUCUUCCACUAAUCCAGAGCUGGAUUUCUGGGUGCAUAGGUUGCCCUCGAUUAAGCUUUAUUAGAGAUCUUGCAUCAUGCGAUUCGUCUACCCCGUGCCUCAGAUCAGCCGAUGAGCAGAUUUUCUGUCCGCAAAGCGACAGAAGAUUGAGAUAUGUCUUCAAGCGGGCUUCCUAUUAGCAAUUAACAUCACAAAAAUGUUGCAGUGGAUGGGAGGCUCACGGAGAAAGGUGAAUGCUUCCAGAAAGUCAAUGCUUAACAAGCAAAAGCAUUACUUUGAACAAAGGAAACGUCAACUACAGAGAACUGGACUGGAUGAUCAUAUUGGUGUUAGUAGCAAAUGGCUUCAUUAUAAUGAGGAAGUGCGAUCCCUUGACAUAUUGAACUUCAUAAAUUUGGCUACAGUUACUCGUGAAGGUAAUCAACUAGAGACUACACGGGCAAACAACUGUUCUUCUAUUCUUCCUGAAAAAGCAUCAGCAACUCAAAAUCUUGGCGGCAAAGUUGAAGGCUUUAAGUUGUCAGCAGCUUCGCGUGAAUGUGGUUCAAACUCUGCUCAUUUUAAAUCACAAGCAAUUGAAGAACAAGUUCAGGAUGAGAAUUUGGUUCUUGGUUUACUCAACGAUGAUGACAAAGAUAGAGAAAUAGACAACAAAGCAAAAGUAGCUCCUGAAACUCAUGUUGCAUUUUCAGUUGGAGGUCUUGGCAAGGUCAGGAUGGAAACUCCUGCUCACUCACCAAGAACACAAAGGGGUUUCAAUUCACCACCAAGGGUGGCUGGACUCUUAAAAAACUCAUCAAAGUUUAGGUCCAUGUCUUCUGAUCUUGGGCUAGAACUGAGUGAAGCUAUGUAUGAUAUCAGUAAGCUAAUUCACAGGGAUUCUGAAGUAGUUUGCAAACAGAAGUGUUGUACUUAUGAGAAGAGGAAUAGGGAAUCUUCGAAGUUUGUUAACUCAUGUAUCUACUCAGAUGUGCUUGAUGAUAUGCCUGAUUUCCUUGGUAGUAACAAUGAAAAUUUUCAAGAAAGGCCAUAUGAAUUAAGAGAAUAUAGUAAUGAUAUUCUGGACGAUAGUUUCAUGGGCAUAUGGGAGCAUGAUGCAGCUUGCGACAUUAAGUCCUAUUCUAGAAAUCACACUUCUGUCAUCUCGAAUGCAAAUACAUCGGAGUUGAAUAACAAUUUCUUUGGGGAUUUCUCUUUAGAUACUAGCAGCUUUGGAGCAGAACAACAUAAGAGACACAUCAAUUCAGAAAUGGAGGACUCCUUAUUCAGUCUUUCAGCAAUAGAAAAAGAAUGCAAUCUCAUAUUUUUUGACAAAGAUAGAAGUAAUUUCAAUCUACCUUCUUGGUCUUUCACUGAAAAGGAAAAUUUGCCAGACAGCGCAAGCUCUUUAAGCGAAGAGUCAUGCACAUCUACUGCAGCUAGAGAAGAUAAACAUUAUGAAUUUCUAUCACAUUCAGCAAAAUUGAGAAGCAAGAAAAGACAUCUAAGUGACCUGGACAAAACCUUCAUGAAUCUGAAUGCAAUCAAGAAAAACCACAUGGAUGAGAUGGAUAUAAGCUCAGAACCUGGAAAAGAUAAGUUCAUACCGAAUCCGUUAAACUCUAAAGCUCAACAUUGCUCAAAAGUUUCACCUGGACUUCAGAGAAUUCCAGAUCUCAGUUUCAAUUUUCAUCUGGAGGAACUUUCAGACUUCAAAGAGAACACAUCUAGAUUGAAAAUGCCUGUUGACCAUGCAAGUCGUUUUGAUUUCAGUUUUGCAAAUGAUAGAUCAGAAGAACUAUCAGGUUUUUCUGUUUGGAACAAGAACCACAAACAAACUAGGAAGACAGAAGUUUGCUUACCAUAUUCAGUCUUCUCUGGGGAUAAUCAAGACAGAAUUCCGAUGCCUGAACCAAUGAGGCAAAUAAAUUCUUCUAUCAAUGAAGGAGAUGUAGAUGGUAGUUCCUCGAAUCUAGAAAGCAAGGUAUUGGGUGAAAAAUCGUUGUGUUCACAGAGCAGCAGAGAAAACAGCAAGGAAAUACAAAGCGGCUGUGCAGAACUAAAUAAUGAAACAAAAAAACCAUCUUUUGGUUCUGAAGGAACCAACUCAGGACUUCAAACUUACAUCAAUGAAAAACUUGAACAUGAUUGCAGUACUCCCGAUCCGAAUCCAAUACAAAUCCUAAAGAAAGGUUCUGUCGAAGAAAAGAUGGGAUCUGAAGUGGCAAUUUUUAGAAGUUUAUCAGGGAAGGACUUCUCCAAAGAGCAUGGAACGGAGACCAUGAUGAAAUUCGACAGUCUAUAUAUCCGUCUCUUGCACAAAGAAUUUAUCUGGAAGUUGACCAAGUAGGUCUGUGCUUUCCCUGCACUUUGUUACAAGCUUA